This is a messenger RNA of Pieris brassicae (large cabbage white), 1519 nucleotides long. Its product is annotated as phenoloxidase-activating enzyme-like. NCBI's taxonomy places the organism in Eukaryota, Metazoa, Arthropoda, Insecta, Lepidoptera, Pieridae. The record is from RefSeq and is a predicted model, not a curated record. Gene Ontology annotation, biological process: proteolysis. Gene Ontology annotation, molecular function: serine-type endopeptidase activity. Bases 57 to 944 code for a protein of 295 amino acids. The transcript is spliced from 6 exons.
CCAUGCAAUCUCAGUCCGAUAGAAACUUUUGCGUUAAUUAGACGUCUUUUACAAUAAUGAAUUUAUUAUUAUCUGUGUUCGUCGUUUGCUUUAUAACUGUGUUUGGGGAACAAUGUCGACCAUCCGUGAACUUGCCAGACCCAAAACUCGGAUGUUGUGGUGUUCAUCUCGCUGCAUCACACACUCGCGAUAUGGGUGAUACAGCCUUAAACCAAUACCCAUGGCUGGCGCUUAUUGAAGAUCCCAACGGUAGAAUAACUUGCACGGGAGCUUUGAUCAGCUCCAGAUAUGUACUGACCGCUGCGCAAUGCGGUUUUAGAGAACCAAAGAGCAUAAGGUUUGGGGAGUACAACAAAACCAACUCCGAACUGGACUGUCUCAUGGUUAACGGAGCCAUGAAGUGUGCGGACAGAGUCCUGACUGUCCCGAUAGAAUACAUGAAGGCCCACCCCGAGUUCUCGACGCAAAACCCGAGACUAAACGACUUGGCACUUAUUAAACUGAAGACAUCAGUUCCUUACACUGAAUACAUAAGGCCUAUAUGCCUCCCAAGCUCCGACAUCAACACAUCUCCACCAAAAGGCCUGCCCUUCAUAGUUGCAGGUUGGGGUAGCAAGCCUUCAAGUCUUCAGGAAGAUGAUGUAGUCAAACAUUUCGUUGAAGUUCCUUACAAAUCCUUAGAGCAAUGCAAAGCCGCCUACGAGAAAUACCAUCCAGGUCACUUCACCAUCACAAACUACCAGAUCUGCGCUGGCGGUGAAAAGGACAGAGACUCGUGCAGAGGAGACGGUGGUGGUCCUCUCAUGUAUGAACAAAAUGGGCGUCACACAGCCGUCGGCGUUGUCAGCUUUGGGCCGAAACAGUGUGGUACCAAUGGAAUCCCUAGUGUUUACACGAAUGUCUUCAAGUAUAUGCCCUGGAUACGAAGCGUGGUGAGGGCUUAGAACCAACGUCCUAGAAAAUCAUAAUACACAUAUAUAUUUCUCGUAUUUGAGUCGUUUUAGCAAAUUUUUGUACCUAAAAAUCUUGUCAUUUUUUUGUGAAUAUUCGGUAGGUCUGAAAAUAGUAUUUAUACUCCUAAUUUAUUUUUCGGUAUUAUUAUUUGCAAUGCACGUCAAAAUUUUCACCCUUCCACCUCCACCUAACCCAGCAGGACAACGUUUGCAAACUCAACUAGUUUUUGUAUAGCAAAAGUCUGGCAAUUUGGAACUAACGAAAGACACUAUUUCAAUUGUAUUUAGAUAAUUUUCAAGUGUGUGUGAAUAUAUAAUAAAUGCUUAGUAUGCGUAUAGUGUAAUGUCCGCUACAUUAUUAUAUGUAACAAUUUAUAAACAUGACAUAGUCAUACUAUUAUUAUAAUAUAAUAAUUCGAGGAAAUAUGAAUAAAAAAUGGGAAAUAGCAAUAAGCAUUUGUUAUACUCGUAAAAGACUAGAUAAUAGUCCAUUAAUAUCUAGGUGUAAUAAUUUAAUGAAUAACUGUUAAUAGGGUAAUUAUUUAGUAUUAAAUAGUUUGAAAAUA